This is a messenger RNA of Neospora caninum, 1092 nucleotides long. RefSeq names its product Aldehyde dehydrogenase, related. The record is from RefSeq and is a predicted model, not a curated record. Gene Ontology annotation, molecular function: malonate-semialdehyde dehydrogenase (acetylating, [NAD(P)+]) activity; methylmalonate-semialdehyde dehydrogenase (acylating, NAD+) activity. Lineage: Eukaryota; Apicomplexa; Conoidasida; Eucoccidiorida; Sarcocystidae. Bases 1 to 1092 code for a protein of 363 amino acids. The transcript has 9 exons. Gene Ontology annotation, biological process: L-valine catabolic process; thymine catabolic process.
AUGUCCACAAGCCUAGGGUCACUGAUUCCUUUCAUGAAAGAGGGAAAAGUCCCCAUGUUCAUAGACAACAAGUUUGUUACGAGCAAAACAAACAUCGCCGAUAAGGAUCGGGUUCACCUCGUACACUGCCCGUCAACCAACAUGAGCCUGGCUAAAAGGAAGAAGUUUCUACUCUCCUUCUUGCACGCAUUGGAAAACGGACAGGAAGACCUUGCUAACAUCAUCACACGAGAACAUGGGAAGACGCUUUGCGAUGCACGAGGUGAAGUCAGGCGUGGAAUCGAAGCUGUAGAAGAGACGUUAUCAGCUUCUUCUUUCCUGCGAGGCGAUAAUUUGCAUGACAUAGCAGAGGGUAUGGACUGCUUCACAUACAAGCUCCCACUUGGCGUCUGCUCCGGCAUCACACCUUUCAAUUUCCCCGCCAUGAUUCCACUAUGGAUGUUUCCAAUCGCCUGUUUAGCUGGAAACACAUUCUUGCUAAAGCCGUCCGAAAGGACUCCGCUGGCGGCAACAAAGCUCAUGAGUUUCGUUCAAGAAGCUGGCUGGCCGAAAGGUGUUGUUAACGUUGUGGCGAACAUAUUUACAAGCUGUGCGGAGAGUCCGGGAAACGCGCUCAAUGCAACAUGGGGGCGAAAAACCAUGCAGUUGUCAUGCCAGGAAGAAGCUCUCAAUGGAGUUGUAACUGCGGCUUUCGGCGAAGCAGGCCAGCGCUGCAUGUCCAUUUCAGUGGUGCUAUUGGUUGGCGACGCCGGAAACUGGUUGGAAGACCUCCUCCUCCGUGCAAUUGGCGCCGGCAACGACCCGAGCGUCAAAGUUGGGCCGUUGAUUUCCAAGGAAUCGAAGCUUCGAGUCAAGGCGGCGGUGAAGCAGAGCAUUCGCGAGGGCGCAAAGCUGGUCCUCGACGGCCUUCAUCCGGUCGUAGAAGGCCUCCCCAACGGCAACUUUCUUGGUCCGACAGUACUUGAGAUUCCUCAUCUGGACAUCACCGCCUACAAGGAGGAACUUUUCGGGCCGGUUCUAUGCGUUAAGAAGGUCAAUUCUCUUCAACAGGCGGUGGACCUCGUGAACACCAACAAAUAUCUUCUUGAGUAG